GCUGUACACUAUCUGAAUUGGGCCUCAGCAUUUCACCAAUGGCGGCAGCAUUGAGGUCGUUCCAUGACUGCAUGGCAUCCAAGGUGGUCCUGCGACAGCAUUACAGGUUGUCUCGUGACAGCAGCUUACAUCAGCAAACGGAUAUUAGAGCUUAUCUUCCACCCGAUUAGACUUGCGUAGGAAUAAACGGCCCGAUGCCUUCGGAAGACGACUACCCCUUUAGACUCGUUACUGACUCUGACAAACUCCCGUACGCUGACGUUGAUGUGGUCCCAAAGCAAGAAUCAGGGUCGUCGGAUGAUAGUGGCUUACAGUAUUUUUUCAGUCGUCGAGCAAUUUCCACCCAACGAGGCUCGUUGAUUCGUGACGUGUCCCACACCAUUCAGGGGGUCUCUCAUACCAACGGCUCGCGUGAUGAGGGAGGCUCGUUAGAUUUCAGUUGUCAACAGAGAGUUUUUGAGAAUUCUCAAAAACACCCUGCAAAAUCAAAGAUUUCAGUUGUCAACAGAGAUUUUAACCGCAAGGCAACAAGCCACGGAUCUAGAAUUCCGACCUUAGGGCAAAACAGCAGAUCUGAGUUCCUACCACCGACAGGUUCUUGAAGUCUGGAACAUCCUUUUACAGUUCUGCUGCCGUCGAAAAAUGGACGCUAGAUCAGAGCUUUUGGACGGUAUUUUGGGUCAUCCUACUGCUGCAUCUUCUACCACUGAGCCUCUUUCCGCUCCUUUUCUUCCUCCUCGGCCUGGUCUCGCUGCUCCAUCUGCUACGGCCUAGCCUCUUUUUCCUGCAGCUCUUCCUCCUCCGCCUAGUCCCGUUGCUGCAUCUGCUGCGUCUGCCUCUGGCUCCAUGGACUACAAGAUAUGGAUCGACGCUGAUCCCACCAGCAAGGAAGAGGAGGAGCACGCGCCAGAUAGACGGAAAAGCGAGGCAGAGGAAGUACUUGUGGAGGCAACACGCUGGUAUCAAACCAAGGCGAAGGAUGCUCAGGAGAUGAUGAAGAAGUGGGAGAUCCAAGAACGGGGUGGAUCAAGAAGGGCGAGAGCGCGGGAAGCAAGGCGAAACGUGAGCGCGGGAGUUCAGGGAAGUUCGGAGGAUGUUCGGUUGCUGUCUCGGGUGGACAUGGUUCGGUAUUUGGACGACAGGGAUGGGUGGAAUCUGGCCGAGGGCGAAUGCUGCUUCAACCGUGCCGUGGGCUACCGUGCGCAGCGUGUACUCGGCAUGUUGAAUCUGGGUAAUUUCCGUCACCACGUGCGCAAGAAGCUGCCUUGCUCCAUCCGCCCUGCGCCACUGAAGCAGCAGCGCUGGGUCAAGUUCGAGGUUUCUACAAAUGCGCAGUUGCUGGUGGACGGGCGGAGUGUGGACAUGCCACCUCGCAUGCAGCUUGAACACAUGUGGGAGACGGCUCCCAUGUGGUGUGCGGAAGCCAUGCUUGUCGAGUGGAUGGCUGAGCCUCGUGUGGGCGUGCUCAUGGACUUGGUGCGAAUCCGAUCUCGCCUGCCAGCCAUUCUUGGUGCGGCGGCAGAUGCUGCAACAGAUGCUGCUCAAGAUGCUUCUGAUGCAAUGUGGUCCUGCUGCUGGCGCUGCAGCAGCUGCUGGGCUGCCUACCGCCGUGCUGUCAGUGUGGCAACUGUUCUCGUGCUUGUUGCAUCGUCACCCCGCAUCGUGACCUUAUGGAAAGCACACUUGGACUCACAUUUUCCGGCCUACCCCGCGCUUGUGGCUGAGCUGGGGGCGGGCAGGCAGGUGGAGAAGGACUGCUUUGCUUCCUUGCUGGUGCAGAUUCUUGGAGUGAAGGGAACUGCCGAACUUACGGAAAGUUUUGGGUUUUAUGCCCAGAAUCUGCUGUCAGGCGGCCUUGAGAAGGCCCAUGCGGAGAGGAUUGGAGGAUUGGAGGGUGUGGGAGGAGGGGAUACAGACCUCGUGGGGAGUGAGUGGGCCAAUGGGUUUGCUAACAACAGCCGAAGGAUUGGAAAGGUUGGAAAGUGGAGGGAGAACCUGAAGGGGCCUGUGUGGGAGAGAUAUGUGGAUGGCAUGGCUUGGAUUCUGAAGAAUAGAGGGGCGGAAGGGGCGGGUGUCAGGUGCAGCCACGGUAGUGAGGGUAGCAGCAGCGGCGGCGGCAGCAGCAGCAGCGGCAGGAAGAGCAGCAGGAGCGGAGGAGGCCGCGGCAGCAACAGCCAUGGCAACAGUUAUGCUAGUGGCAAUGGGGCAGUAGGAGAGGAUGCUCCCAAGGGUAUGUGUGUGAGCGGAGUGGAUGCAACAGAGUUCGCCCUUGCUGCUGCGACAGUGUACUCUAGUCCACAGUACUGGACGGGCGCUCAGGUGCUUCUCCUUGAUGCAAACAACUUUAACAAAACACGGGUGGACGAUGCUGCCAUUGAGGAGGCGAGGAGGAGGCUGGCAGGAGUGAGGCGCGAGGGAGGCAGCCGAGGUGGAGGCAAGGAUGCAGCCAUUGCGGAGGCAAGGGAGAGGCUGAGAAGCACGAGGCUGACAAGGGAGAUGCAUGGAGGAGGAGUAGGUGAUGGAAGAUCUGCGGCAGCAGCAGCAGCAGCAUCACCAACAGCGACAGAAUCUUUGGCCUCUGCAGCUACCAGCGCUGGUGCAAGUGGUUCUACUGACAUCAGUGCGAGUGGUUGCCUCAGCGCCGAACUUGUGCCCGUCAACUCAAACUCCAUGGUUGCUGCUUUGACGCAUCGGGCAGCUUGCGUCUUGACGUGGGUUCGAACCUACGGCUCAGAUUCCAUCUUGGAAAAACACUGCUGCCAAAACAGCCCACCAGGGAAGGCCCUGCCUAUGCGCCACCCGCUCCGGGACCUUCCGAACCUGCUGGUCAGGUUCGGUGCGAUCCCCAAGCCCAUGGAGGGAAGCAGCUUUUCUUUGGAGUGGGAGGAGUGGCCUGAGGGUGAUGAAACUGCUGUGAAGUUUCCAACCGACCCUAGAGAGAGGUGUUUCGAACUAGGGAUUGUGAACGAGCGUGGGGCAGCAGAGAAGGGUGGGCAGAAGCCAUCAGAGCAGGCAUUAAAAGCAGGAGAAAGCCGUGGGAUUGGAGGAGGACGAGAUGCCGGGGUGGUUGGCAAGGCUGUUGGGAGGGGAGGUGGAAGGAAUAGGGGCCAUGCAAGGGGUGACACGAGUAGGAGAGCGCUUCUCAUUCCAUCCCCACCCACCAGGAGCGACUUUCCCAUCGUCCGCUGCAAGGCAGACGUGGACUUUCUGGUGGGGUUUGCUGGUCGCUCCAUGAAGCCGCCAGCAUGCACCAAGUGCUUCAGCUGUUUCAACAUGUACACCACCAAGAUCCCCUUCCUUGCUCUCAUCGCCAACUAUGCUUAUCGCCCCGUCAGCGUCCUUUUCAACCGCUUCGUCUCUCACUUCCCCCUUCACUCUCCUGAGUACAACCGGCUCAUCGACUGCAUGUUUAACCCCCGGGAAGUGCCACGGCCUGUGAGCGUGUCUGUGAUGCGGGAGCGAGCCAAGCAGAUGCCCAUUCUCUUCCUCAUCAACGUGGCCCUCUGGUGGGGUAAGCAGCUUCUAGGGGUUGUAGCGGAACUCCUGACGAACAAGGCUGAAGGGAAGGGAGUGCAGGCAGCUGCAAGAGGAGAGUGUGCUGGUGAGGCCGGGAGGAAGGGUGGCAAGGGGAAGGGACCAGAGGGUUGGGACAGCGGGCAGGAUGAAGAUGAGGAGGAUGGGGAGGUGUGGGAGGAGGUUCGGAUGUGGUACAUUGGAGCAUCGGUCGCAUGGCCGGCCGCCCUGCGACCUGAUGGGAUGAUUGAAAAGUGCAGCGGCCACGAGGAGCAGGGGACUACGAAAAAUGUUACUUGGAUCUUGGAGAAGGCUGCCGUUCCACGGUUCUGUGAGGAGCUGCAGAGCCACUAUGCUCCCUGCAGCGGCAGUGCCAACAGCAGCAAUGGCGGCAGCAGCAGUGCCAGCAACAGCAAUGGUGGCAGCGGCAGUGCCAGCAGCAGCAGUGAUGGCAUCAGCGGCAGCAGCAAGAAGGAGGAGGUGCCGGCUUAUCUGAAGCCAUGGCCGGGGGGAGUCAAUCUGGUGGCAUGUCUGCGGGAGAUGCUGCUGGGGCAGCCUUGCUACCGCCCUCCCUCCCGUGCUGCCUCCUCCACCCCUGCUGCUGGUAACACUACUGUUGCAACCACUGGUUUUGCUGCCUCUGCUAGCGCUGCUGCUGCUGCUAGCGCUGCUGCCACUGCUGGCGCUGCUGCAACUGCUAGUGCUGCACCAAGCGCUGCUGCUCCGUCAAUUGGGGUUCCUUUCAGCACUGCUGGUGCAGCCACUUUGGAUACGGCAGCUGCUGCAAACUCAAAGGGCGUGGUUCUGGCUCCUUGCACAAUGCGUAUGUGCGGUGCUGAGGGGUGUGGGGGGGCGGAGGGCGGCGGUGUGAAGCUGAAGAGCUGCGCUGGGUGUGGCAAGGUGGCGUAUUGCAGCAGAGACUGCCAAAAGGCGCAAUGGCCCUCCCACAAGCUCACAUGCCCAGGCAGGACCGGUAAAAAGAGUGGGAAAGAUGGGAGGGGAGAUGGUGGCGGGACCAGUGGUCUGGAGGGGAGCAGUCACAGAGCCAUGGAUGGUACGGGAGAGAGUGGCAAGGAUGGUGUGAGGGAUACUGGCAGGGAUAGGUUUCUGGGAAGCGAAGAGUGAAGAGGAAAAAGGCAUGAUUGAAGGAGAGGGCUGCAGUGAAUGUGAAGGAUGAGGAGCAGGCGUAUACAGGGGAGCACGGAGAGAUUGAUGGACAGCACUAGGGACAGUGGCAGGCAUGGUGUGAGGGAUACUGGCGACAAAAGGUUCGUGGCAGAUGAAGAAUGAGAGGCCAAAGGCGAAGCUGACUGAGAGGGUUGCAGAAAAUGUGAAGGAUGUGCGGAGCAGGCGUGUUGGGGGGAGCAACACCAGCUAGGGACAGCGGCAGGGACAGUGGCGGUGACAGUGGCAUGGACAGUGGCAGGGAUGGUGUGAGGGAUGCUGGCAACAGAAGGUUUGUGGCGAACGAAGAAUGAGAGACCGAAGGCGAAGUUGAAGGAGAGGGCUACAGUGAAUGUAAAGGAUGUGCGGAGCAGGCAUCUAGGAAGGAGCAACAACAGCUACAGAAAGUGUCAGGGAGGGUGCCAGGGAUGGUGGCAAGGGCAGUGGCAGGAAUGGUGGCAAAGACAGUGGCAGGGACAGUGAUAGGGACAGUGGCAGGGACAGUGGCAGGGAGGGUGGCGGACAGAGAUAGGUAAAAGGCAAGUGAAGAAUGCGAGGUUCAAGGUGAGGAUGAGGGAGAUGGCUGCUGAAAAUGUGAAAGAUGUACGUAGCAGGCGUGUUGGGGGGAGCAACACCAGCUAGGGACAGCGGCAGGGACAGGGGCAGGGACGAUCUCAGUGAUGGUGGCAGCGACUGUGACAGAGACAGUGGCAGGGAGCGUGGCAGAGAUGGUGGCUGACAGGGAGGGUGGCAGGGAGGGUGGGUGGCGGACAGGGAGGGUGGCGGACAGGGAUAGGUGCAUGGCAAGUGACAUCCCCAAAAAGUGAUAACCCAAAUCUAGCCCAAAAAUGUCCCAAAGUCGACUUGAAGGUCUAGGGGCUGGCUCGGAUCCCAGAAGUGGCAUUUUGUGUUAGAAUAACGCAAUGAACUAGAUUGUGCCAUGUAGGGAGGUUUUGUGCUAUGGUGCUGUACCCUCUAUGAGCAUGCACCUAUCUAGCCUAUAACAUA
Molecule: messenger RNA, 5685 nt
Organism: Closterium sp. NIES-67
Lineage: Eukaryota; Viridiplantae; Streptophyta; Zygnematophyceae; Desmidiales; Closteriaceae
Source: the annotation of a GenBank genome assembly